This is a messenger RNA of Quercus lobata, 586 nucleotides long. RefSeq names its product cytochrome c-like. The transcript has 3 exons. Lineage: Eukaryota; Viridiplantae; Streptophyta; Magnoliopsida; Fagales; Fagaceae. The coding region runs from base 112 to 450 and encodes 112 amino acids. The record is from RefSeq and is a predicted model, not a curated record. Gene Ontology annotation, molecular function: heme binding; electron transfer activity.
AUGGUAGUUGGAGCUCAGAGACCUGCUUAAAUCAGCUUAUUGAAAAUUAAAAACCAAAAACCCUAAUAACCCUUUUGUAUCAGAGAGCAAUCAAAAUCUGAGAACAAAAAAAUGGCGAGCUUCGCAGAAGCACCACCGGGAAAUCCCAAGGCCGGCGAGAAAAUCUUCAAGACCAAGUGCGCUCAAUGCCACACCGUCGACAAAGGCGCUGGUCACAAACAAGGACCUAAUCUAAAUGGUCUUUUCGGAAGGCAGUCUGGCACAACUCCUGGGUACUCCUAUUCUGCUGCAAAUAAGAAUAUGGCUGUGACUUGGGGAGAGAAUACGUUGUAUGACUACUUGCUUAACCCAAAGAAGUACAUUCCUGGAACGAAGAUGGUUUUCCCUGGUUUGAAGAAGCCACAAGAUCGGGCAGACCUCAUUUCUUAUCUGAAGGAAUCGACUGCGUGAUCCUUUUAGUUAGGUUAGACUAAUAUUUUGUCAGAAGUUGAAGAGUUUGGUUGAUGGAGCGAAUUUGAAAAAUUUUCAUUGAAAUAGAAGAAAACAGUGUCUAUUUUAAAUAAAACCAUCAGGGGUUUAGUGUAUU